This is a messenger RNA of Polychytrium aggregatum, 573 nucleotides long. RefSeq lists its product as uncharacterized. Gene Ontology annotation, molecular function: zinc ion binding. NCBI's taxonomy places the organism in Eukaryota, Fungi, Chytridiomycota, Chytridiomycetes, Polychytriales. The coding region runs from base 34 to 495 and encodes 153 amino acids. The transcript is spliced from 2 exons. The record is from RefSeq and is a predicted model, not a curated record.
UCGCUGCCUUGCGCUGACCUCCCUCCAUAUCGCAUGGGUCUAAGCAGACCAAAGCCUCCCUCUCCCGAUCCGACGCCUCGUAAAUCCAAUCCCUAUCUCGCUCUGCAUCUUUCGCUCGAGAUCCGCCGCGACAAUCCCGCAUCUUCCCUCCGGGAUGACAGUGUUAUGAACAACGAAACAGAGUCCCCACGCCCCAUCUCCAAGCUCGAUGGCCACCCGAUCGAGGACGACGAUAUGGACGAGGAUGAUCAGCGAGACGACGAUAUCCGCGAGGACGAGGGCAUCAUCCGCUGUAUCUGCCGAAACACCGAGGAUGACGGCUACACGGUUCAAUGCGACAAUUGCCUCGUUUGGCAGCACGUCGCCUGCGUCUUUGAGCCGCCCAUCCCCGACUCGGAUCAUCUGCCCGAUACCUAUAUUUGUGAAAAGUGCGAUCCUCGAGGAUUCACCAAACAUCCCUCGGGCCUCGCGUGUGUUGCGAUCAGUCUCAUUUGAGUACCCACACCUUUGCUGUGGCCUGAUCGAUCGAGUGCAUCUGGCCCUCUGUGACCGAUCGAUCAUGGUCUUGGUUGC